Messenger RNA from Camelina sativa (false flax), 836 nucleotides. RefSeq names its product putative proteasome inhibitor. Gene Ontology annotation, biological process: proteasome-mediated ubiquitin-dependent protein catabolic process. The record is from RefSeq and is a predicted model, not a curated record. NCBI's taxonomy places the organism in Eukaryota, Viridiplantae, Streptophyta, Magnoliopsida, Brassicales, Brassicaceae. Gene Ontology annotation, molecular function: endopeptidase inhibitor activity; proteasome binding.
CAUUACUACUUGGGAAACAAUAAACUCUAAAGGGAGAACAUCUGAACUUCACGAGAACUCUACAGACGGAAUCAAUGGCGACUCCUCAUGCAGUGAUGGGUGUGAUCAGGUCAGUUAUGCCUGGUUUUCGCAAUAACUACGACAAAGUAGCUUUCGUAGUUCACGCUUCUUUCGUAAUUUCCGGUUUCAUCCUCACUGCCACCGGACGUCCUGCCUUCGUUCACGACGCUCUAUCGUCACCAACCACUAAGAGUUUGGUUGGGAUUGAAGGGUGGAACGAAUUCGACCAGGAGUAUGCGUUUGUUUAUAAAAAACCGGUAAAGGGAUCAAAGACUAAAGUGAGGAAAGCUCUGGUUAAGUGCUUGGUUAUGAAUGAUAAAAUUCUUGUUGUUGUCAUAACUGAGGAUGGAAAUGAACCUGCUCAUCUCCAAAUAGAAGUUGGGAAUUAUACUGAUGAGUCGAAAGAGGAGAGGGAUUACGAUGCACAGUUCAAGAAUUUGAAGAAGUUAGUGAACGAUUUGAAGAGUGAGAUUCUGUUUAAGCUAAAACAUGUUUCUUCUGCAACCAAGUCAAAAUCAGCUAAGACAAAUGAAGAAGAGCCUAGAGAUCACGUCGGAAUGCUUGAUGAUCCAUUAGGUUCUACGAAUGACACAACAAUGUUUGGAGUUCCUCUUAUGCUUGCUCAGCUAGCACCAAGUCACCUGCCGCCAUAUUUGAUACAACCCCAAGCGGGUCAGGGUGUGGCGCCACUUCCUUAUGUCCCACUCGUUCAUCCAGAUUACAAUACAUACUGGCCUCCUAUGUAUUUGGAUUAUUAUUGAAGAAACAGAAGAAUG